AUCUAUCACAUGCCGAAGAAAGAACAGUAAAAAUCUACAACGGUCUUGGUACUAGACUGCACUUUCAUUGUAAAUCAAAGGACAUUGAUUUAGGUGACCAGAGUAUUCCACCUACUGGGAUGUGGUCAUUUCAUUUUGAGCGUCAUUUCUUUGGAAGGUCAUUGUUUUACUGUUACUUUGAUAUGCCAAAUGGAAGGUUUUGGUUCGACAUAUAUAAAGAGCCACGAGAUGUUACCAUCUCUAGAUGGUGGGAGAAGGAUGUUGUGUGGAUGAUAACACCAACCACACCUUGUACGUAUAGGGAGGAUCUUAAGCAGAUUAAUGUUUGUAAUCCUUGGAAUAAAAAUUAG
Eruca vesicaria subsp. sativa (arugula) is the source of this 350-nucleotide messenger RNA. The record is from the annotation of a GenBank genome assembly. NCBI's taxonomy places the organism in Eukaryota, Viridiplantae, Streptophyta, Magnoliopsida, Brassicales, Brassicaceae.